CUUAAAUCACCUAUUGUGGACCGACACUUACGCGUCGCAUCUCUUUCUCAUGAUUGUAACUCAUUUGACACUUUUCAAACGGGAUGUGCUUCUGAUUGAGGAUUGAAAAGGAGAAAGAGAAAAUUGAGCAAUGAAUAUUGCUCGAAUGUGCAAUUAAUAGAAAGCUCAUCUCACGUGCUGGAUAUGUGGCAUAUGACAGCAUAGCUGGUAUACGAUGGCAGAGUGUAAAUAAUUUUCAAAUAUAUACAGAAAGUAUCCCCAUGUGAAAAGAAAUGUUAUGUGAUACGAUAUGCGCAAGAUCGCGUUAUGAAAAGAGAUUGUAGUAAAAUAAUAUUUUUUUAUGUUUGUAAAUGUCGUACAUACACACAUAUGCAAACUUACAGUGAUAUCGAGCGAGAAUUUUGUUACAUAACCUCAAUUUCAAAAAUUGUAUGCAGUGUAUAUAUGUUAAAAUGAAUAGUAAUUCCAUUGCAGACAGCCCUGGCUCGAAAGCUCUUGAAGCUGUCAAAAACAUCAAGGAUGUGGCUAUAUUUAAGAAACCUAUUGGAUCCGCUAAGAGGAGCAAAAAUGCCCAACCAAAGAUCUUAGAUGAGGAUACAUAUAUUGAAAAAAUGAGCGAAAUUAUUCAAAGGGAUUUUUUUCCACAUUUGGAAAAGCUACAAGCACAGAAUCAAUAUCUGGAUGCUUUAGAGCAGAAUGAUACUAAUAGAAUGAGAGAGCUGUACGCAAAAUAUAGCUCCGGUCGACCUGUCACUGAAAGACCGAUUAGUCCAGCUACUUUUGAAACUCCAUUGCGCAAAACUGAAUCAGACGAUGACGUAGGGUCUAUUUCUGAGACGUCAUCACAAAAAACAUCCAUCGAGUCUGUAACAAGAAAUGAUAAGACUGAAAGUAAAACCGGUCUAGAUGAUUAUUUGAGCACUCAUACGAGCGAAGAUAACGCCAGUUUUGAAGAAAUGAUGGUUGAGGCUGAAAGUAAACGCAAACUCAAGUAUGCCUGGCUUUAUGAGGCCGAGGAGAAAUCGAAAGGAUGGCUCGCUAUCGAUGGAUCCACAACUGACAUCCCAGCUGUUCAAGGAUCAAAUAUCAGACCAAAACAAGUGGAUAGUUGGGCUUACAAGAAUAAAAAUUAUAUUAUGUAUAUUCCCGAUGGAGUGGAACUUACGGCAGAGGAAAAAAUAGAAUUAGCUAAGAGGAAACAAACUGUAAUGCAUGAAAAUACAAGAUUGAGGACAAACCCAUUCAACGAACAACAAAACAAAGAGACUAUUAAUGAAUUGGCCAAAUCGCAGUCCAGAGCUAAUGACGGCAAGAUUGGUGUGGAUGGCAAAGAAGUUGUCAGAACUGCGACGCCACGAGUAAAUGGUUUUAGUUUUGUGACAACGCCAAGCCCGAGGCCGGGGGAAUGCGAAAGUCCAUUGAUGACGUGGGGUCAGAUCGAAGGGACACCCUUUCGAUUGGAUGGUGGUGACACUCCAUUGCUGAGGACAAGUCAGGGCCCCUCCUUCAGAAUAGCGGAACCACCAAAAAGAGAGCGGCUAGCAUUACAGUUGGCUGAGAAGGCUGGCGAGAGACAUAGAGACCGAAAAAAUAAGGCCUUAGAAGCAGCCAGAAAGUCGUUAGCCACUCCAUCGCCAAGGUCGACUAUAGAUCGUCUGAGCACUAUGUCCCCCGCAGCAAGAAGGUUAGCGACUCAGAAACUCCGGAUAUCGGGUACACCCUCUCCUCGACGAACACCAUCAUCCAGAACUCCAUCUGUAGGCAUCAGAACAUCUGGCACGCCACGCACGAUCACAUCGGCUGAAGAAGUCAUUUCGCAGAAAUUGGCGAUUAAUGCCACGCGGAUACAAGGACCUGUGCUCACUGAUAAUUUACUCAAUCUACCUCCACAGCGGCAACGAGCGUCGGAUUUUUUCAACAAAUGAGAAUAUUUGUAUCAGAAAAUCAUAUAUGCGAAAUGCUUAAAAUGCUUCUCGUGUGUAGAAAUCAAACGAUAUAUGUAUAUAAUUACAAUAAUGUAUAGUAUAACAAAUAUAUCUAUAUAAAAGAGACGUACAUUAUAUA
This is a messenger RNA of Pogonomyrmex barbatus (red harvester ant), 2064 nucleotides long. RefSeq names its product ess-2 splicing factor homolog. The record is from RefSeq and is a predicted model, not a curated record. NCBI's taxonomy places the organism in Eukaryota, Metazoa, Arthropoda, Insecta, Hymenoptera, Formicidae. Gene Ontology annotation, cellular component: catalytic step 2 spliceosome.